This is a messenger RNA of Dibothriocephalus latus, 171 nucleotides long. NCBI's taxonomy places the organism in Eukaryota, Metazoa, Platyhelminthes, Cestoda, Diphyllobothriidea, Diphyllobothriidae. The record is from the annotation of a GenBank genome assembly.
UUCGCUAAGGUGAAGCGGGACUUUUUGGCUGAAAAUUCACAGGAGCUUUCGCUGAAGGCUGGCGAAUAUGUCGAAGUUCUGGACAGCUCGAGAAACUGGAAUCGUCUGCGAAACAAAAAAGGAAUGGAGGGCUACUCACCUUACACAGUGCUAGAUUUCAAUGUGCCCUGA